Molecule: messenger RNA, 594 nt
Organism: Papaver somniferum (opium poppy)
Lineage: Eukaryota; Viridiplantae; Streptophyta; Magnoliopsida; Ranunculales; Papaveraceae
Product: RING-H2 finger protein ATL39-like
Exons: 1
Coding region: 1-594 (197 amino acids)
Molecular function (GO): catalytic activity
Source: RefSeq, a predicted model, not a curated record
AUGGCGGGGUUAAUCUGCGCAUUUUUAUUCAUGGUUGUUCUUGCUAUUUAUAACCGGCGAUGUUUUUCUGAUCGACGAAGUAGAGGUGAUAGUAGUGUUCAGAGUAUUGGCGAUGUUACAACAACAAGAAAAGGAGGACUUGAUUCAACUGUUAUUAAAACGUUCCCGGUGUUUGUAUACCCAGAUGUUAAGAAUUUCAAGAUGAUUGAUACUGAAGAAACUGCAGUGCUAGAAUGUGCGGUCUGUUUAAGUGAGUUUGAAGAUGAAGAUGUUCUGAGACAACUACCUACAUGUCGCCAUGCUUUUCAUGCGGAUUGCAUUGAUGUUUGGUUUGUUUCUCAAUCUACUUGUCCUGUUUGUCGGGAUAAUCUUAAGCAAAUUGCUCCCGGAAUCGCACUCAAUGCUGACGAUGAUGUAGUGAUUGAUGUAUUGGAAGAUGAAGAAAACGGUCCUGAAAUGGCUGCAGAGAUGAUUUCUGAAACAGAGGAUCAGCACCAUGUUUCGAUUUCUGUGGUAGAUAAUUCAGGUGAUGUAAUUGGUAGUACAAAUCUCAACAGUGAGAUGCUCCAGAACAGUGUAAAAGAAGAUCGAUAG